Messenger RNA from Musa acuminata subsp. malaccensis (wild Malaysian banana), 2289 nucleotides. RefSeq names its product growth-regulating factor 6. Gene Ontology annotation, molecular function: ATP binding. Gene Ontology annotation, cellular component: nucleus. NCBI's taxonomy places the organism in Eukaryota, Viridiplantae, Streptophyta, Magnoliopsida, Zingiberales, Musaceae. The record is from RefSeq and is a predicted model, not a curated record. Gene Ontology annotation, biological process: developmental process; regulation of DNA-templated transcription; DNA-templated transcription.
UCUCUCUCUCUCAUCCAAUAAUUUGAUUUCAAUUCUCCAACAAAAGAAACACAGCCUGGGCUUACUCCCAACCAUAAGAACCAUGCUCUGCUUUCGCUUUCUUCCAACUUCCCAUCCUUAAGAUGCUUGCUUUCCUGCUCCCACUCUCCCACUCUCUCUCCCUCGGCUUCCACUCUCAUGAACCCACCUCCUCGGUCGUAUAGUGGGCUCGGGCGGUGGUGGAGGAGAUGGACUUCGGUGAGGUGGUGAGCAUGGAUGGGUUGGUGGGCGCCUCCUCUUCCGAGGGCGGUAACCUCUUCUCUUCUUCCCUGACCUCCCAAGACACCCAAGUCAGCAGGCAAAGAGGAUUCUUUGGAUCCAUUUUCCACAAGCAUGACAGGCCUGCUGAACCUGAGGACUGCGACUGGAGAUCCCUCAAGAUGGCCAGGACCGAAGCAUUGGUGGCGGCACCAACAAAGACACCUCAUUUCCUCAGAUCCGACUCCCAUCACCUCUUUCCUGACGGAGAACAUAUGCUCAGCUUCUCGUCCACGUCCAAGCAGAGUGACAUGGCUGUCUCUGGUGAUGCGACCUUGCCUUACCACAUCCGCCCGUCGGCGCCUUCUCCAACGGGGUGUUAUCUCAGGAAUGCAGGCUUGUUUUCCGCAACCUCUCAUGCGAGCAUGCAAGGGGUUCUUGCGAGGGUUAGGGGACCCUUCACUCCAUCUCAGUGGCUGGAGCUGGAACACCAGGCCUUGAUCUACAAGUACCUUGUUGUGAAUGUCCCCAUACCGGCCACUCUGCUCGUUCCUAUCAGAAGAAGCCUCAACGCGUCUGGGUUCCCUUCCUUGUCUUCUGGAUCUUUUGAUUCAGCAGUUGGAUGGGGACAAUUCCAUGUGGGAUUUUCUGGAAAUGCUGAUCCAGAGCCUGGUAGAUGCCGUCGGACUGAUGGGAAGAAAUGGCGGUGCUCGAGGGAUGCAGUUGCUGACCAGAAGUACUGUGAACGACACAUGAACCGAGGCCGCCAUCGUUCAAGAAAGCAUGUGGAAGGCCACACUGGCCAUGCCGCGAAAGCGAUGCCUGCCAUCGCAUCUUCACAGUCAGCUUCAGCUGUUCCUGAUGGCACUUUGUCUGCUAGCCUCACCAUUUCACAGCAUGAGAACAAAAAAUUACAGUCAAACAUCACUGAUCCUCACCCUGUGCAGCUCAAUGGGGUGCUGAUGAGCAAAGAAGAUCGAAAUGAUUGUUUGCGGAAUUUGAAGGGCUUGUCUAUGCUGAACCCUGCAAACCAGAAUUCCCUUAAUAACUCGUUCUCUCUCUCAAAGCAACACAAUCCCUUCGGGGAGACCUCCUCGAGAACAGACUUUGGGCUCAUUUCUGCUGAUUCACUUUUGAAUCCCUCAGUUAGUUCAUUCUCUGACAACAUCGGUUUAAUACCGAACACAAAGCUUAAUGACCAGCAGUCCAAUUCCCAUGCCUUCCGACACUUCAUUGAUGUCUGUCCCAAAUCCCAAUCUGAUCACUCAACUGUUACCUGGCCUGAGAUAGAAGAAACACAAUCUGAUAGAACCCAGCUCUCUAUCUCAAUCCCCAUGUCUUGUUCUGACUUCUCAUCUUCCUCCUCAUCUAACCAUGACAAACUGGCACUUUCACCUCUCAAGUUAUCCAGGGAACAUGAUCCGAUCCCCAUGGGUCUUGGAGUAGGACUGCUGAAUGAAGUGUGCCAUCGACAGGCUAGUUGGAGACCAAUCUCCUGGGAGGCCUCCAUGGCUGGACCUCUAGGGGAGGUUCUGACGAGCACCAACAGCAGCACUCCCAAGGACCAAAGCAAGAACUGCUCAUCAUCUCUAAACUUACUGUGUGACAAUUGGGAUUCAAGCCGUCAGUUGGAAUCCUCGCCGACAGGUGUCUUACAGAAAGCUUCGUUUGGUUCACUGUCGAGCAGCAAUGGCAGUAGCCCCAGGGUGGAGAACCUCAAAAUUCAUGAGAGCACCGGCAAACUGUGCAACGAACUCCUUGGUUCGGCUGUUGUAAACACCCCCACCAUCCCCUCACUGUGACCAUUCGAGAGGUCUGCAAAGAGAAGUGUCAGCAUCAGAGAGAAAGAAAAUGAGAUGAUCCCUGUUGGCAACUAGUGGUAAUUCUGCUAAUCAAGGACUAGGAACCAUCGAGUUGUAGUUUUCUAGCGGUGUUGUUUAUUUGUUCUUUUGUUUCUGUACCAUGUCCUAAAUCCAGAAACAGCUAUGUAUGACUUCAUACUGUUGCCUCUUAAGAACAGAUGCUAAGCUUAAAAUGCCUGGUGUUUGCUCU